This is a messenger RNA of Colletotrichum graminicola M1.001, 276 nucleotides long. RefSeq lists its product as uncharacterized. The coding region runs from base 1 to 276 and encodes 91 amino acids. Lineage: Eukaryota; Fungi; Ascomycota; Sordariomycetes; Glomerellales; Glomerellaceae. The transcript has 2 exons. The record is from RefSeq and is a predicted model, not a curated record.
AUGGACGGGCCCCUAUCACUUUAUAGGAAGACGAGCGAGAUGUUGCCGAAGGUAACCAUGCUACUGCGGGUACGUUGUGGCAACGAUGCCAAUAUCGACGUCCAGACCAAGGCUCGACUGGCGGCUAUAGCAGACCCCAUCCCAGGAUGCCUAAUCCAUGAACAUGACAAUAUUGGUCAUCGAGCGGCGGCCCGCUUGCAGUUGCACCGCGGCAGAUACAACGUCAAGGGUAGUUCUUACGUCGCCGGCCUCGAGUCCCGGGUCAUUGGGUACUGA